AUCUGAUGUGUUGUCUUAUUUAUUGGACUUUAGCACAGUCUAGUAGUUUUCUAAAUCUGAUUUCACAGUAGACAAUUAUGAGCAACCCUCUUCUGGCAGUGUAAUCAGGCCCGGGGUGGGUAAUCGGGAGAAUCGGGAGAGUUCCCGGUGGGCCGCUUCACUUCUGGGCCGGUCGAGAAUUGUAUUUGUUGACAUUUGUCACGUUCGUCCAUCUUCUCUUAAAGUGGGUUAAACACAUUCCGCAUUCUGACACCGCAGCCUCUGCAUGGGUUGUACCAUGCGAGGAAGUUCACCCCUCCCAAAUAAUAGAGUUGGUUCAGUCCAUUAUGGAACCAACCAACUCAAUUUGGGAGAGGAGCACUUCCUAAUCGAGUUGGUUCGGCCCUUCGCGGUCUUUUCCAAAAAGUUUUCUCAGCUCCUGAUAGCUGGGCCGGCCCGACCGUAACGAUACGCGUCAGGGAGGAUGGACGGGAGGAAGAGGGCCGGAGGGGCUGGAAAAGCCAGGUUGAAAAAAAGAAAGGCAUUGGAGGAGGAUGCUGCCAAAUGUGCCAAGCUUACCGAUUUAUUUUCAAGAGGACAAACACAAGUGGCAACUGCUAAAAUCCAGAGCAUGAAAAAUGCGAUCCCCAAAAAUGACAAGAAAAGGAGGAAACAGUUGACAGAGGAGAUUGCAAAAAUUGAGGCUGAUCUCAACCAGAAGCAUGAGGAAGAAUUGAGGCCACUCACAUCUACAGCUGACACAGAGGUGGAACAGGUGUUAAAUGGAGUGGAGGCCAUAAAUAUGGACGAUGAAGAAGAAGAGGAGGGGAAACAGCCACGUUUAACCAAGGCCCAGAAAAGAAGGGACAAGAAGGCUGCCGAGGAGAAAGAGAGAGAGAGCAGGAUAGCGGAGGCCGAGGUAGAAAACCUGCAAGGUGUGAGGCACCUGGAGGGUUUAAAGCUGGCUCAGAAACUCGCACAACAGCAGCUUCAGAUCAAGGAAAUCUCCUCUGACGGCCACUGCAUGUACCGCGCCAUUGAAGAUCAGCUGGCACAGCGGUCAAAGCCUGGAUUAAUCACGUGUGUGAAGGACCUGCGAUCCCGCAGUGCUGAGCACAUGAGAGGCCACGCUGACGACUUCCUCCCUUUCCUCACCAACACCAACACUGGUGACAUGUACACAACAGAUGAGUUUGAGAAAUAUUGCAGUGACGUGGAGCACACAGCAGCUUGGGGUGGGCAACUGGAAUUGCAAGCUUUGACCCAAGUUCUUCACUUGCCAAUAGAAGUGAUCCAGGCCGACUCUGCAACUAUAAAAAUCGGGGAGGAAUUUGAGAGUCAACCCAUCACCCUUGUCUAUAUGCGUCAUGCCUAUGGACUCGGAGAGCACUACAAUUCUGUGGAGGUGCUGAAGGACCCAGCCAGUGUCGAGGACGGCUGAGAAACAGCUGGUCCUAGUGGAAUAUUACCAUUGUGUGUAAUGCAGAGUGUGUUCACAUUAAGGGCCCCUAAAUACAAACGUAUUCGGAGGGACAAGACCCUCUCUCCCAUUGAAGACAAGCUAAGAUUAACAGAGAAUAUUGCUGUUUUCAGAAUGGCUUCAACACAUAACGGUCAGUCACUGUUUAGAAGUCAAACGAUAUCAGUGGGGAGUGUAAAGUUCUGAAACCAUUAUCAUUGUGCUCAUAAAAUGGAGCACAAGUAAUCUGUUAAUGUUUUUACCCUGGACGACCUUGGCCCUAAUGAUCCCCAGGUUCACUUUAGUCAAUUCUGGGAAGCAAUAAUGGUGUACAGCUGACCUAUGGGGGGUGGGGAGGGCUACUGUAAUGUAGUUGCUGAACAGAUGUUAACCGGUCCUGUCUCUCCAAAUGUCAACAGAGUCACUGGGGGGUUGUUGAACUUUUGCAGUGUUCUUGGAAUGAACUGAAUUGUGAAACUUGUAAAUCAUAUCAAUGUUACAUAAACACAUAGAAUACUAAGAAGGUAUGUUCCUGCUUUGUUAUUGGGGGUAUAGGAGAACCUGAUCAUAUGCACAUCUCUUAAUUCUUUAUAGGUGUUUAGCAACAAUUAUCUGAAUAAAAAGAUAAAGAGCUAAA
Pseudoliparis swirei is the source of this 2075-nucleotide messenger RNA. RefSeq names its product OTU deubiquitinase 6B (gene otud6b). Lineage: Eukaryota; Metazoa; Chordata; Actinopteri; Perciformes; Liparidae. The record is from RefSeq and is a predicted model, not a curated record. The transcript has 8 exons. Gene Ontology annotation, molecular function: cysteine-type deubiquitinase activity. Gene Ontology annotation, biological process: protein deubiquitination. Bases 464 to 1420 code for a protein of 318 amino acids.